Trichoderma atroviride IMI 206040 is the source of this 486-nucleotide messenger RNA. RefSeq lists its product as uncharacterized. Lineage: Eukaryota; Fungi; Ascomycota; Sordariomycetes; Hypocreales; Hypocreaceae. The record is from RefSeq and is a predicted model, not a curated record.
AUGGCAACUGAACAAGCACUUUAUGACACUGCUAUAGCAUUCAUCAACGCUUUCGCAACCCUCGAAGCUAAUAGUCACAUUUCCCUCCGCGCCGCCAACUGCACUCACAUCUUCGCCCCAUCAUCCAUAAAACCACCACAGCCUAUGACAAAUGAAGACUUCGCUGCCCACUUAAUCAAGCUUCAUACAAUCGCAACUGGCUUUCCAGUUACAGCAAAAGAGAUCCAUGUCAACUUUCCAAAACGCCAGGUUAUUAUCUGGGCCAGCGCUGUUUUAAAUUUCAGGGAGGAACUGAAAGGUCUGAAAGAAGGCGACGAUGGGAAGGAGUGGGACUAUGUUGGAGAGUAUAUGUUUCUUUUGGAUGUGGACGAAGAAGGAAAGAUUUGUCGGAUCGUAGAGUUUUUGGACAGUUUAGGGACUGAGAGGGUAAGAGUAUUAAUAGCUAAAGCUUGGAAGAACGCUGGAGCAAGUGAAAAGCUAUUUUAA